UCAGUUAGUGAAACUGGAAGGACAAUAUGGAUCAAGAUCCAGAACAAACUGCUUCUAAAAGUAUUGAAGGUGUUGGCCAAGAAACCGAGAAUAAAGCGCCACCCGCUUUUAUCGAGAGAACAUGGAAAGACGAUUUCGCUCUAAUUGUAGAGUGCAGGAAGCUCUAUGUAUCAAAGGCAGUUCUGGCUUAUGCGUCACCAGUGUUUGACAAGCUAUUCCAGUCAGACUUUAAGGAGAAAAAUCAAGAAGAAAUGGAAUUACCGGACAAGAACUUUUAUGACGUGCUCGAGUUCCUCCAUUGCAUCUGUCCGGCAAAACUUAUUUGUGAGGAAAAUGUGUAUCGAGUACUUCCUCUUGCUGAAGAAUAUCAAGUUGCACACCUGAAAUCAAAAUGUGAGUUGUUCUUGACAAGUAAGCUCAGAGAUGAAUCAGAUGCAGACGAAGUUUAUGAUAUGUUGCAAAUAGCCUUGACUUAUAACAUGGAUGAACUCCACAAGAAAUGUGUGACAGAAGCUUCUAAAAAGUCAAUUGAAGAGUUAAACAAAGCUUUGAAGAGGACUGAUGCUCCUUUGAAAACCAUAUGCAUGAUCCAGGAUAAAAUGAUACGACGACUGGAAAAGUCUGAACAAAAAAGCAGAAGCUUGCAGUCUGUAAAUAGAUAUUUAAUUUUAGGACUAAACAAUAUAGAAAGAUUUAUGAUCAUGAACAGUGAGAAAUGGGAAGGUAUAUCUUUAAAUUUUGCACUGAAUGGUAAAGAACUACAAAAACAAAAUCACAAGCAGACGAAAGAAUUCAAAAUGAUGGAAACUGACGCAAAAUUCACCGUUAAGGGUGGUCCAAAUGACAGCUUAUUGCUAGAGCUUUCAUUUGAUGCAAAUGAAUUAAAGGGCUGUAUAGUAUCAGUGUUUGGAAGAUUUGUAAUAAAAAAUUGCACCAAGAAGAAUCCAGACUUAAUAGAAAACACUCGGAUGCCCUUUAAAGACGGUCAGUUUAGCAUAACAAAGAGCAUGAACAUCGGCAAAGUGUAUGAUGCGGAAAGGGGGUUUAUCAAUUACUGUAAUGGUAUAAUUGAAACAGAAGUUUCCAUAAUAGCUGACAAACAGAGUGUCCCAUAACGAUCCGGUCUUCGCUUGCAAAUGUGUAAGGACCAGUGUAUCACACUGAUAUGACGUUAUGACUUUGAAUAGAAAAAGGUUUUGAGCUAUAUAAAAACUAGGAUGAUAAUUAUAAGAAUGAUAAAGCAGUGUUUCUGGAACCUAGCCCCCCUCAUGUCGUAAACAUAAAUCAUACGAGAAUCAUCUUUUAUUGAACUAUUGUAAGUUUUCACUUGCUGUUUAUUUACAUUUUUACUUCCAGUUUAUUGUGUAAAUCGAGAAAAGAAAGUGCAACUACAGCUCGUUUAAAUGGGUCAACCGUGUUGAUGCACUUAUAAAAUAGACUGGCCCGGUUUAUAGGUUGGUCAGGGCUACGAUAUGUAUUGUAUUUUGCUAUCCAAAUAUUUUUAUAAAAGGCUUCUUCCCCUUCCGUUUGGGUCCGUCUAUGUUUACAAACACGUUUAUUUAUGUUAUGGACUGUAUUGUCCGUAAGUAUUGACCUGGCACUCAUUAAUCUUCGCUAAGAUUUUCGGGCGUUUUCGUUAAUUUACGCAAUAUUAGUAUCCUGAAAGUAUCUACAUUACUAAAGUAACAUGUAAAAUUGAUCGAUGAAACGGUGGCGUAGAGGUAAGGUGUCUGACUUCCACGCACGUUACCACGGGUUCGAAAUCACUUACUAAACAGAGCCUUUUUUUUCUUCAGUUUAUUGUAUUGUAAUGCUAUCGUUUAUAUUAUUUCAUGUAUCAUAUUUCUUGAAUUUUAAUUCUUUUCUUUUGUAUUUUUUUCUGGAACGCUGGUUACAGGUAAUUUCUUUUUAUCUAAGAUACUUUUAAAACAAUUUUAUUCCACUUUUUUAACGUGUAACUAUGAUUAUUCUUAAUAAAUGAACCAUAAAUAUCACGAUACGUUUGAUCAAAAGAGUAGUAAGUCUGCAUAUAAAAUUUGGGGGCAAAACGAUAUGGUCAGAUGUAGGACUCGAACCCAAAAUCCUCAUAUUGGCAGGUAAUCGCUUUGUCCGCACAGCUACUUGCACAUGUGACAAUAUAUCAGUUAGGAAUUAUAUAUGUAAUAUUUAGUUAUAUCGCUUUUUAUGUUCGGACACCGAAAAUAAAUCUACGGAAAUAUACGGAAUAUUCAUGAGUGCCAGGUCAAUACUUACGGACAAUAUCAAUGUAUUUAUUAU
This is a messenger RNA of Mercenaria mercenaria, 2277 nucleotides long. RefSeq lists its product as uncharacterized. Gene Ontology annotation, molecular function: protein binding. Lineage: Eukaryota; Metazoa; Mollusca; Bivalvia; Venerida; Veneridae. The record is from RefSeq and is a predicted model, not a curated record. The transcript has a single exon. Bases 27 to 1115 code for a protein of 362 amino acids.